Molecule: messenger RNA, 2349 nt
Organism: Daldinia caldariorum
Lineage: Eukaryota; Fungi; Ascomycota; Sordariomycetes; Xylariales; Hypoxylaceae
Product: WD40 repeat-like protein
Exons: 9
Coding region: 591-2126 (511 amino acids)
Biological process (GO): negative regulation of transcription by RNA polymerase II
Cellular component (GO): ESC/E(Z) complex
Molecular function (GO): nucleosome binding; protein binding
Source: RefSeq, a predicted model, not a curated record
GGCGCAAGGGCAAUUAAUGAUCAGUGCAGCCUCUGCGACGUUAGGGAAUAAUUGAUUACUGAACAACCAUUUUUGUAAAUUAAAGGUACCUAUCCACAAUACAUAGCUUCAAAAACUAUUUAGAAUUUUUGGCUAUUGGUAAUCCGAUCCUUCGAACAAUGUCAAAGCACCUAGCAGCCUAGGUACCUAAAGUAGAACUUUGGGGCUCCACGAUUAACAAUCAACCAUCAUUGAACAAUAACGAAUUCAGCUAGCAUCAUAUCCAACCAGACCAAACAAUAACACCCACUACCUUAGGUAGGUACCUAAUUACUAUGUAUCCAAACUAGCACCUUCCCCGUGCUCCCGUGCCCCCGUGCCCCCCGGUCCCCCCGUGGACGUUCAGCUCUCACGAAAUUCGCGUAUCCACUCACACUCAACCAGCAUCUACAUAGCAGCCACAGCCUAGAAACGACCCCUGAAUGGUUCAAUCCCAGCUUCACUUUUAACCAUUCGGUCUUAACUUCUCAUUAACCUCCUAACAAGCCUGCCCCGCUCCUUAGGCUGAGCCUAUCAACUUGAAUGACAAUUAUGCAAGACACUCUUUCGAGAUGCCAUCCACGAUCAGCAAUGACGAGUGGGACCUCCCACGAGUGAAGGCCUCUAUCGGUUUUGAGGAUGAUUCCCAAAACUUGGCAUCAGACGACCAGGACACAGAAUUCUUCGAUGUGAAGUUUUACCCAUAUGGGGAUGUCACACAUGAUCCGGUAUUUGCCGCGGUCAGCAAAAAGCAUAUCGUAAUAUACCGGCUCUCCAGCAAGAUUACACCCCCUUACGAGCUUGUCCAGCUCUUCAGGGACGACGACAAGGAGGCGCUGAAUUGCAGCUGCACUUGGACUAAGGACCCUGAGACCGAAGUCCCCUAUUUAUGCGUAGCUGGGAGGGACGCCAAAAUCAAGGUUUACGACGUUGUUCAGGGUAAGCUAGUAAAGGUCCUCGUAGGCCAUGGAGGAGAAAUAAAUGAUCUUGCUACGUGCCCGACAAAUUUCCUCCUAAUUGCAUCAGCAUCGGAAGACACUACAGUUCGGAUAUGGAGCCUCGAUCCUGCACACGAAAAGCAACCAUGCGUGUGCCUGCUUGCCGGAGAAGGGCACUCAUCAGGGCUGCUGACUGUGGCAUUUCAUAAUAGCGGCCGUUAUGUUCUCUCCGCUGGACACGACAAUGUUAUUUGUCUGUGGACGCUUCCUAAUUUACCUCCUGAACCGAGCGGCAAAACCCCUUCACAGCCAAUCGUAAUACAUUACCCUCAUUUCUUUACUUCUGAGGUGCAUAGCGGCAUAGUAGAUUGUGUUGCUUUCUUUGGCGAUCUCAUUCUCUCCAGGGCCUGCCAUGAGGACAUAAUCGUGCUAUGGCGAAUCGAAGGAUUCUCGUCUCGUGAUCCUCCCCCUGAAAUGUCUGAGGCACCUACUACGAGUGAUACAGAACGUCUAACCCGUUCAGCCUUUGCCCCUGCGACAGCAUCGGCGUGUCCACCUCAGUACACUCGCCUAUUAGAGUUUUGGACGCCGCAUUGCGGUCAUCAGUUCUACUUACGCUUCAAGCUCUUUCACGACAAGGACAAACACCCGAUUUUGGCGUUCGGCAAUGCCAAGGCCAUGAUUUUCUUCUGGGACCUAGCACGUCUAGGGAGCUAUCACGAUUUCAUCAGCGAAGUUCGAGACCCCAAUCGUGAUAAGACCCAGCCAAUCCAACGGCCGGGCUGGCUAGCGCCCAUGAAUAGACAUAAGGGAGAUGCCGUUAGCAAGGUUAGGGACGCUGCUAGCGACAGGGAGUCGGUCGUGUCCGGACAUACAGGUAGCGUGGACGUCGAAACACACUAUGAUCUCAAUACAAACUAUACUCCGGAGACGUUGGAGCAGUGGGAAUUGAAAUAUGACAUGACACGCGUCGAGGAACCCAUCAGAGCACACUCGCAGAGCAAUGUUACAGUUAAGGACUUCGUUGGACGCCAGGUUGCUUGGAGCAUCGGUGGUGAAUGGUGUGUGGUCGUGGGCAGCAAGAAUCUAGCCAUCAUCCUCGGGCGGUGGCUUAAGAAAGAUCGGACCGAAGAUAAAGAGCGGAAACCAAUCCAAGAUAUACCCGCUUGAAUGUUGGGUAAUGCUUUUAAUUUUCAACAUGUUUCAUAACACUAGGAAUUCACUUGGUCGGAUGAGCACUAAGCGUUUAGUCAUGAGUAUCCAUGUGUUAGUGAAUGUGUUCGUGUAGCAUUCAAAGAGAGUAUCUAUUCCCACUCGUUAACAUUCUCAACCAGCCCCAAAGGAAUGGCAGCGUUAAAAGCUAAUACAUAUUCCGUUCCCGAUUUUCUAUCGA